Molecule: messenger RNA, 5994 nt
Organism: Mya arenaria
Lineage: Eukaryota; Metazoa; Mollusca; Bivalvia; Myida; Myidae
Product: uracil phosphoribosyltransferase homolog
Exons: 7
Coding region: 58-729 (223 amino acids)
Source: RefSeq, a predicted model, not a curated record
UGUUACACCGGAAACGCAUGCAAAAUCAAAACAAUUUUGGGCAAUAAAAGAGAUACAAUGGAACCUGAUAUAAUUCACGAUUCAUUGAAAAAAGAAAAUUAUGAAGACAUUGAUUUUGGAUCAAAUUUUAUUCGUCUGAAAGCAAAUGAUAAUGUCCGGGAGCUCCAGACAGUUUUAAGAGAUAGAUCCACUUCUCGCAGUGACUUUGUGUUCUAUGCAGACCGACUUAUCCGACUGGUUGUGGAAGAAGGGCUGAAUCAGUUACCGUACAGAGAAUGUCAAGUUACGACACCAACAGGCUGCAAAUAUGAUGGCCUUGCUUACGAGAAGGGAAACUGCUGUGUUAGUAUCAUGAGGAGCGGUGAGGCUAUGGAACAAAGUGUACGAGAUUGCUGUCGAUCGAUUCGUAUCGGGAAAAUCCUUAUCCACAGUGAUGAAGACACACAUGACGCGAGAGUCGUAUACUCCAAACUUCCACCCGACAUUGCCAACAGAAAAGUUCUGCUGCUCUACCCUAUUGGUAGUACAGGGAACACUGUGAUAAAGGCCCUGAAUGUGCUCAAAGAAAACAAAGUUGAGGAAAGGAAUGUGGUCUUACUGAAUCUCUUCAUCACUCCACAAGCUGUUAAAGCACUGAUCGACAAGUUCCCAGAUUUGACGAUUUUGACGUCAGAAGUGCAUCCUGUGGCCCCAAAUCAUUUCGGACAGAAAUACUUUGGCACUGCGUAACAUCUCUCCAAGCCUGAAUCUCAUGUGUUCAACUAUUAUUUUACAUUUUUACAUGUAUAUGUACGAGCAUGAUUCUGUUUUGCCAUUGUAAGUGAGGUUGGCCUAUGUAUUGUGUUGUGCCAUAUGAAAUGAAGUGUGUGUCUUAUUCCCUAGAAAUUGUGCUUUGUCAUAGGAAGUGUGAUUUGUCAUGGAGCAGGGCUUAUAUUAUAGGAAUUGUUAAGCCAUACAGUAGUCAUUUGUAAUGGCAAGUGUGAUAUGUAAUAGUAAGGAUGUGUUUGUGUGCUGAGAAAUUGUUUUUAUCAGUAUAUGUUAUUCUUUUGUAUGUGAGUAGUGUAUUGUUUUCUGAAGUAUGACUCCUGUAUUUGAUCUGCUUUGGGGUGGGAUUAAUGAAUUGUGUGUAUGGUUAAGUGAAUGGAAGAAAAUAUCUUGAAAUGUGAGAAGAUUAGAGAUGAAGCUCUUCAUUUUACAUGUUCAUAAUAUAAUUUUAUCAUUUCUUUUGAUAACAUAUGCUUGUAUUGCAUUUUAUUAAAUGCUUUCUUGUGGUUUAUAGAGAUUUAUCAGUGAAAUAAAUAUGAUAUUCCACUGUUUAAAAUUUGAUAUUUUUCACUCUUGAAAUUUUAGCCUGUAAAGCUGUUCAAAUCAACAUGUGUAUCAUGAAUAUUAAUAAGCUGAUUUGCAUACACGAAUGCUUCAUGGAAAAAUGAAUGAAUGUCACAGGGGUUCUUUUAUCCAAUAGGAUUUAAGCAUUUACUAGCACCUGCUCAAAGUUGUAAUAAUUUCUUACAUGUGCAUACAGUUUGCCACAUUUUCUAAUAAACUUCAAUUAAAUGACUUUGGAUACCACCAUUAGGUAUAUAAUAAAAAGAAAAAUGGUUUGUUUCAGUUUAAGAUUGCAAUAUAUUUCACCUUGUAACCACCAAAUGUAAAUGCGUCUGCUCAUGGAAUAUAACUUUUGCUGCUAUAUAAAUUAUUAUAUUACACAGGAACAAGCAAUUUUCCUCUCUAUACCUCUCACCUUAUUGCAAUAACUCAAUAACUGCAUAUAGAAAUAGAAGUAGAGAUUUGGUUAUUGCACUAAGGUGACAAUAUAUUUAAACUAUUGGCUCAUGUAAUAAGUUAUGAAACAUUCUAAAGUAGACUGGUAAAAUCAUUAUUUCAGGGAUGUGAUCUGUCAGCUGAUUCGUGUGUAUCCGCGAAUCUUAUUGCUCCAGGGAUUUUUUUAAAGCUGCACUCUCUCCCAUUUACAACUUUUUUUAUUUUUUGUUUUGGUAAGAGCAAAUUUUUGUGUAAAUAUCUGCAAACCAAUGAUAAAAGAUUGCUGACAAAAGAUCAGAUCUCAGAUAUGCAUAUUUCCAUUCAAAAAUCAAUGUUUUAUGGCUUAAACCGUUACUAACAGGGUGUUUUGAAUUUCAAUUUUUGAACUUAAAUAUAAAAAUCUGCGAUCUAAUUUUUGUCAGCAGUCUUAUAUCAUUUAUUUUCAUGGAUUUUCGCAAUAAUUGGUUCUUUCCAAGACAAAAAUAAAAAACCUUCAAUUUGUGGGAGUUCCUUAUAAAACUUAUUAAAAAAAGUGAACAGAUUUUGAUUUUUACUUUAUUUGGUGUUGAUAUUGACACUAAAGUUUGGUUUGAAUUUAAAGUCAGGAGACCCCUCAAAAGGGCUCCUAAAAAUUAUGUUUCAUCCCCUUUAACCCCCCUUGGCGGCAUAGAGUGUCCCCUUAUCCCACUGCCAAAAUGGUUUCAGCCCCCUAAGCUGUCUGGUCAAUCACAUCCCUGAUAUUUAUGUAGCUUUUCUUGUGAGUAAUAUUUCUGUAUUGUUUCAUGGUUCUACAUGAAAUAUUAUUACAGUGUAAUAAACUUUCAAUAAACUAUUAUGAUUUUGUGUCCUUGUACUUUACUGUACAGGUGGAAAUAUUCAUAUCUUCAAUUGUGUGAGUGCUUAAAUUCACUGAAGUUAUUUAAGCUUAUUAUAUUAUACAUAUUAUUAAAUGUUAUAAAUUGACAAUAUUUUUGCUCAUAAUGCUUAAAGUCAAAAAUUGUAAAAAUUAAUAUGAAAAAACAACAAUUAUUGAUUUGCGUGAUAACUUUGUUAUAAAUGUAGGCUUGCUUCAACUUUGAUAACUGGUUUUGAAAAAUGCAACGCUUUCCAUAAAUAUUGAAAUCAUAUACAUUAGGUGAUCAGUUUUAACUUCCAUCAAGAGGUCGGGUGUUUGGGUUCCAACCAGGGAAGAAAUCUUAAAAUAGACACAAAUACUUACCCUAACCCUUGUCCUGGAAAAGAGAAACUCAAAAUCAACUUAUUAUCAGCCUGUGGCUGUCUUUGAAAUCUAAUUAAACUUGGUUUGUUAUAUGAUUGAAUAAUGAGUUAACCAAAAAAAAGGUUUUGUCUGACACUAGUAUUAAACAUAUAGUAUUUAACAGAUGUUGUGACAUCUUGAAAUAAAAUCCCUGGGUUUUAUGCUGGGGGUCAAAGGUUGAAAAUUAAUGAGAAUCUAAAAAAAAAUAACAUAAGAUUGUAUACCCUUUUUGUGGCUAAGAGAUGAAAACAUUAGGGGAAUCCACAACUUAUUGUAUGAAGGGUUGCUUUUAUUUUAAAUGAGGCAAAAAUUCGGUAUAAUGGUUGUAAUGUAAAUGAAUACAGUAAUUUUGCAAUAAUGAUAAUUGAUGUAUUUGUAUUAUUAGUCCAGUAAGUUGAUCUCAGGCAACUUGUGUUAUUAUACAUACCAAUAUUCAAUAUUAUGAUGUAUGUUUGCAAAUACAAUGUAUUUGACCAACUUGGAUUAUUUUUGACAUACCGCUAUAAUAUAAUUGAGAAAUAGAAAUUAUGAAUUUUAGAUGAGUUGUUUUAAGAUUUAUGACUCAACUUGUAUGAAAGACAAUUUUACUCCUCUAUUUUUUACGAAGAUGUACAAAAUUCAGCCAUAUGAUGUUCAACAUUUCUCUCUUUUGUAGCUCAACUAUUUGAAGAAUAAGGAGAGCUAUCCUAGUCACCCGAGCGUCGGUGUCAGCGUCAGCGUAAGCACUUAUGUUAAAGUUUGCGUACCACCUCAAAUAUUUUCAAAGUCCAUUGACAUCUGGCUUUGAAACUUAGCACACUUGUUCACCAUAAUGCCCCCAACCUGUACACAGGAGGUGGUAACUUUAUCAAACAUUUUGACAAAAAAAUGCUCCUUUUUCGACUUAAAAUUUACGUUAAAGUUUGCGUACCACCUCAAAUAUUUUCAAAGUCCAUUGACAUCUGGCUUUGAAAGUUAGCACGCUUGUUCACCAUCAUGCUCCCAACGUGUACACAGGAGAAGGUAACUCUAUCAAGCAUUUUGACAAAAAAUGCCCCUUUUUCGACUUUAAAUUUAUGUUAAAGUUUGCUUACUACCUCAAAUAUUUUCCAAUUCAAUUUAUGUAAAUAUCUCAGCACAUCAUGUAAUGCAUUGAAAUCUAAUCCAACAGUGAACCAUGCAUGUUGCGCCAAAACUUUUCAAUCCAUACGCUGAAAAGCGGCGGAAAAGUCGAGCGCGCUGUCUCUGUGACAGCUCUUGUUUGAAGGUUAUUUAACAUAAAUACCAUAUUUUCCAUUCAUAUAAGUUGUUGAACGUUAUUAUUCAACAAUACUACUGCCAAACAACAUACAUCAAAGUUUUAAAGCAUGAAGGGUUCUGUCUGUCGACUCAAAAAUUGGAGGAGGGAUUUUGUCUUUCACCCAUAUGAUUAUUAUGAUGUAUGUUAGUGCUGACUGUUAAAAGUCUGCCUUAACACAUGUUGACAUUUGAAUAUAUUCCAUCAUGCUAAAUGUUUUGUUUUUGUUUAAGAGCGAAUGUAGAAAAUACCAGCUUUUGUUCAUAACUCAGUAAAAAGAAUUUGUAUAUUUUUUGCAUUUUUCUUUUAAUCAUUACAAUACACAGCAAAUUUUUUUGAUUCAGUACCUACGAGGGAUUUUCAACAAUGUGCUGCUUCUGUUGUAAAUCUCUUCUAGGUAAGAAAUUGAUUUAGGGUUCUUAAUGAAAUUCUCCAUGAUUUUGAUCAUACAUGUAUGAUUAUAUUGUUUAAACAGUAGUCUGAAAAUCGGACUCUAUUUGCUAUCGAUAAUCGAAUCGAAUCGAACCAAGCAUUUCGAUUUACUAUCGGACAAUAAUCGAAAGUUCAUAAUAUCAGUAACGAAUACAUUCUUUAUACAUAGUAUAAUCAUGACCAUUGAAAUGGUUAAACCUGGAAUCAGUACAUGUAAAUUUCCGUCUUUAACAACUUCUCUUAAGUUUUAAACUUUAAAUGAAUUCAACGAGAAUUUACUGGAAAGAAAAUUGACAUUUACUCGACUUUUAUCACAAAGCAAAAAACAAUACGUAGUUUCCCGAAGUAACAUUUACCACAUCGAUUUUGGCCAACCACUAUCGAUUAUUGCCGACAUAGCAUUGUCAGCUGCGAUUUAUCGAUUGUACUCGAUAAUCGUUUCAUCACUAUUAAACAGUCAAACCCCAUUGGCUGGAACUCCCAAGGACAGGUGAAAAUACCUUGAGCCUUGUGGAAUUCGAGCCAAGCAGAAAUGCUUAUCUUGAGAAUAUAGAAAUCGUCCCUCACAUCCAUUUCGAGCCAACAAGGAAUACGAGCCAUGAGAGUUUGAGCCAAUAGGGAUCGACUGUAGACAAAAUAAUUUUUAAGCCGUCUAUACCCAUAUACAGCUCAUUACCAUUCCUCCCCAUUUAAUGAUGAAUGUAGUGAAAUGAAGAGGGUUGUUUAGUAUCUUAUCUUAUUUUUGUUAAUCUGUGUGAAAGAUUCGGCCCCAUUUCUCAAAAAAUCUUAAGUUAUGUUUUUGCAUAUGACCAAACUACAGACUUAAAUUUUAUUUUACUACUACGGUAAUGAAAAAUAGUUUAUUGCGAUUUACAUGAAAAUAAUUCACUUGAAAAGACUCAAGAAUUUUUCAAAAUGAAAUUAUAGCUCAAAUGAUACGAAAAUAAAAAUAAAUAGUGUGCUUAGUUUGAGCCAGUUAUAAAGGACUUAAGAUUGUUUGAGAAUGUUUGGCCCGAUUAUACAAUAUUUUUUAAAUACAAGAAGAUUUGGUAUCUAUUUUUUGUCAUUAAUUUAUGUGUUUUGAAUGUUCAUGCAUCCUAUAUAAUUGUCAGCAUUGUGAAAAUAAACUUGGUUCUCCAUUGUGUAAGAUCAUUAUUAUGUUAUUGUCUUUAAUAUGAAAAACAGUCAGAUGUAUUUACAAUGUCAUAUUCCGGGCGGGAUCAGUUAAAUAUUGUCAUAUUGGGAAAAUAAAAUAUGAAAUACC